AUGCCAAAAUCAUUUUUGGUGAAGAAAAAGAAACCUCGACGCGCCGAAGACGGCGAGGCUGUAGAACCCGUGGAAGCCGUUAGGAGUGAGGAUACCAACACAGGUAAGACGGACAAGAUUACAGCUUCUCUUAAGCCUGAAAUAUUGUUCAUUCCUUAUUCUACUUGACCCUUUGACAAACGAUUUUGUUCGUUGUUUCUUCCUAACAUUUCCUGUGCCACGUUCACCGUUAUAAAGUGUCACAAAAUUACGGGCGCAGAUGUUGCUGGUCGAACGGUGCUAUAACGGAACAGCCCUUUUUAUUUUACUCUAACAGAAAUGUCGCCUUCUCGAAUCUACGUCUACAGCCACAAAUUGUUGCGUUUCCGUCGAGAAGGGACUUUUUAAAGGCCCGAAGUAUUUUGCUUGCGGGGUGCCCUGAAAGCAACUUUAGGAACAAUGGUGAUAUGUUACUACAAAUAGUAAACCGAUGCUUAUCAUCAGAAAUCACGGCUUUGGCAAUUGGUUUCCGUUUAAGAGCUUUUUAUGAUCGCGGGGAAAAAGUGGGUAUUUUGGCGACUUAGAUUUGAUUUUUUGUGAGGUUGAGUUCGUCGCGGAACUUAAGUUUUGAACGCGCGUAAUGCAUUCCGUUUUUCUCUCGAGGCUUACAAUUGAGGUUAAAUGCAACGGACAUUCGAUAGGGGCCGUGUUUUGCCCACAACCUAUUACACGGUAAUGUUUGGACGUCUGUGAGCACGUAAAAACACACGCUGCCUAGUCACGAAAAGUAAUUCGAAAGCUUUCACUGAUUACAUUGUGUACACUGGGCGCUGAGAUACAAAGCAAAUGACAGCCGCGCGAGGCGCCGAAUUGAUUUCUGCCGCUUAGCUUGCUAAACAGCAGCCCGAAUUGAAGAUAAGUGUUAUGGUCUCGUUGCAGAGAUAAUCAGGAAAAAAGAAUUCAACAAUGCAGAUCAUUGAUUCAUUCAUAUUCAAAUUUUACACUGUGUAGUGAUAAACGCCAUUUCACAAAGGAACUAAUGGAUACAUCAAUUGACAUACAAUAAAGAUUUUGUGUAGCGUUUAGAAAGCAGCGCGUGGCUAUCCGUUAAGCAAAAUUAUUUUGUCGGGCGCUUUUCAAAUGCAAGAUUUCCCCCGGCUUGAUUCGAUGCCCGUUUGCGUGAAUUUCUCUCGCCCUCGCCAGAAUCGUUCACGAAAAUUAAGCGCUGGAAAUAAAUCGAUCCGGUCGUAACAAUUAUGUUUAAUUUAAAUUUAUGUAAAUUCCCAUCACUUAAAAUGCGAGAUCUUUCAGAUGCUGUCCAUUUCUCGUGGUUUUUGCAAAUGACGUGUAAACCGAUUCUCCACUUGUCAAUUUUACCCUGUUUAGACGUAUUAUUUCGAAAACAAAAACUCGGCCGGUCGGCACUUUUUUUGUUUGUGCUCCUACAUUUCCACGCCUUUCUAAGCAGCUUUGCAGUGGUUCGAGUCGGUGUAAGACAAGGCCUUAAACACUUAACUCGAGCAUUUUUAGGCGCAAAAGAACCGACAUCUUAAAACGUGAUCAUAUAGCCCGUCAGACAAGCAUUUUAAAAGCACAUUUGCCUUGCGAGAACGGGGCAGAUGUUCCCAUUUCUAAUUCGUACUCUUUUGGCCGCGAACUUGACAGAAACACUACUUAACCCCUCUGCGUAAAUACAUUUCGAUCAAAGCUUUUCUUGAGAGGAAACACACUUGAACGUGGCCGGCCAGCUUAGCUUUGAGAACAUCGGUGAUUAACGCACGCGCCCGGGCGGCCUCACAGCUGCGAUACGAAGGUACAUUGGGCGACUUUCAGUUUCGUAGGAACACAUCGGUAGCCCUCAGAAUUUUCACGCGGAUGGCAAGAGCAGGUUUUUUGGCGCGUCAGUUUACCUUGUCUAUUUUGAGGCUCUCUGUUAAUAGAAUUUUAAUUUUCACCACGGUGUUUGUUAAGGUUCCUAGUAGGUGAUGGGUUUCAGUUAAUAAACCACUUUGUGAUUGAGAACAUAGCAUGGCUUUUAAUUCAAUAAAUUUCCCCUUUCUGCGAGGUGUCCAAAUUAAUGAAAUUAGAGUGACUCGAGCUAGCUUUAAUUGACUGGAAUAAGAAGACAGCGAACCGAAAACGCCCAAGCCACCACUUCCAAGUUUGUUCAACAAAAUGCAAGUUUAGAAAAUUACUGUUCGAGAGCGGAAAGAUUUGCUUUUUUCCUUCCUGUGUUGUCACUUCGAAACGUAAUCAUUGCCUUUGUCAAUCGAGAUAAAACAGCAAGACUACAAUAUGAUUUUAUGGAUUUAUUGUGUCGACAAAACUUGCGCACUCUAUAAAAUAAAACGCUUUGUCUUUGAUGUGAGAAAACUCGACAUUUCAUAAAAUUUCACCGGUUGUUUGUUUACCUGACCAACUUGUCUUUAAGUACCCCACACGCGCUUUGCCUUGCUCGUUAAGAUUAUAAAACCAUUUUGUUCACUCUCGUUUCAAACGUAAUUAUAUAUAUUUCCUUUUCACUUUGUCUCUGAGUAUCGAUAAAGGUGUAAAGAUCUUCUUCCGAGUAUCGGAUUUUAUCUCUUGAACGAACAGUCAAAUGAAGAUUUAAGAUGUGUAUCACCGAGAACUCUCGCAAGAUGUACCCGGCAUAAAUGCAAAAUCUUUGGAAGAUUAAACACGUGAGCAUUUUUAAGAAUAAAGCUCUCUCUUAGGUAUUUUUUUCUACAAUAAAUUGUCGAAACGUAGCUGAUACAGUUUUUCUUCACUCUUAAAAUUCACAAGUUUGAUUCAGACUGAUUUUUCAGUGGGGCUUUAUCGCUACUUUCAAAGUGUCCCAUUUCGUUUCCCUUCCAUAAACACUUGGAUCGAAACCUUUGGCGGCCUAGUCUCGAAUUUCUAAUUUACAAUCUCUACUACAGCGGAUAAGUUUCAUCGGCAACCGAAGCUAGAAGUUGUAAAUUUCGUUUUCAAAUCCGUUACGGAAAAUCGAGAAAAACUUGCUAUAAACUUUCAUUGUGAAAGCUCCCUCAAAAAACUUUCUGUCGAUGACGCGAUUUUAUUUUCGCGUGUACUUAAGAUCGGUUACUUGAUUUAAGGACAAAUUUUUUCUUGGAAUUUUCUGUUUCACGCAUAUGGGAAUAAAUGUUCUUGAACUUGACUUUAAACACAGUACUUAUUCAACUAACUAAAGCCCUUCUUUGAGAACCUGUUGUCACAAACGUGCAAUUUUCCCCUCGACAUUGCACUUAAUCUUAGUGUGUACCGAACACCAUCUAGAAAGUGACUUUUAUGGUUUUAUGUCAAGAAUGAAAAUUGGCUUGCGUUCUUUUAAAGAAGAGCCAUAUUGUUUGUAAAAAACUGGGUAUCGAAUGUUUUCUGUGGUUUCGACGCAGAAGUGAAGUCCGCCCUUUUGUGUUCAAACGGCUUGUUUCGAAAAGCACCUUUUUAUCAGAUAACAUUUGAUUGCAAUUUACGAAACAACACCGAGACGGAUCGAGAAAAUUAGCUACUUUAUAUUUUGACAGAACAUGGGGAUAGAACUCUCGUGAUACCGCGUUUCUUUCCAACCGCAAAAUGUGAUAUUCCCAAAACGUGGUGUUGAAACGUGAUACGAUUUUGGCAGAGUUUUUUUUAUCUACGUUCAGUGAAAAUUUGUGUUUCGUUCUCGAGACCCGUUUUGAAAUUAAUUUUUUGCUUUGGUGUCAAGAAAUUCGAAAGUGUUAAGUGUCGAGCGGGUUGACUAGAUAAAAUAAUAAACGAAAAGUCGUUAGACAGUUUCUCUAUUUUCCGGGUGACUGGAUUGUCUUCUUUAUUAACAGAACACGUGGGAAAGCUUGUUAUUCGAUUGUAAAUCGAAAUGAAAUAAAAAUAUUUGUUCCUUCCCAUUUUAGCAGGUUUUUCUGUGUGUUAAGAAAGUGCGAGAAGAAAGAAACAAUUUCUAAACUCGUACAAUUUUUUUAAAAAUUUCUCUCACAUGUAAUCUUUGCAGAUGCGAAGACUGAUUAUUAAUUUUAAAACACGAUUAAAUUGCCCCGAGAUCUGAAAAACCAAAGGUGUUGAAAAAGCUACCCGUAGAUAUGUAUAGUUAAUUUAAACUGCGAGGUUAUUAAACCUGUAUAGACAGCUUGUUCAAUUUACAAAUACUGGUAUGCUUUCUUGAUUUUGACAUAUUUUUUUUUAUGCUUUCCUUAGACAACACCCUACAAAAAAGCUCUUAUUUGCUUAAAGUCUUGCCUGUGUCGUGAAUAUUUUAAGAGCACAUUUUCAUUGCCCUCUUUCGUCCUCACUUUGUUUAUAUCUUGUGAGCUUCUGGAGCUAUUUUCCCAACCCAAUGAUUCUUUAAUAAACCAGGUUACUUCAGGGUAGGAGUAAAAUUUGUCAAAUUGAAACAGUGCUCUCGAACGGAGGAUUUCUUUUCACGCUUGACGUAAUUUAGAAAGCUUAACUAUUAACUAACUGCCGUGUGGUGUUAUUCAUGAUUCAUAACUUCUAAAAACCAUUUUCUUUAUUGUUUGAAAACUCCCGCAGUUUUCCCUGGCGCUGAACUAUAGGGAAUUUCACAAACGACGAAUAUAGCAUGUGAGGUGUUUGUUUUUUUUGUUUGUUUGUUUUUCAACUUUAGAUGAAGAACUUUCCUUGGCGGAUGAAAUGGAGGUGGAGACAGUCGAAAUACUUGACGAGGAAGGAAACGACAAAGAUCACCACAAGGAAAGUUUAUUGAGCAAGGACAUAGAGCAAGAAAUGGCGACUUCUGUUUGUAAGUUUGACGGUGAAAGAGAUUCAUUUGCGGUCCAACCGGUUGAAAAGAGAGACGCGAAACUGGAGCGUUCAAGCGGCUGUAACGAUAUUUGUUGGUGGAGUAGUAUAACCUCGAGGUAUGAAUUACAAAAUCUUCCUCCACCCCCGAAACUCAUCAGCUCUGUGCCGCGAAACGGCUUUUCAAAGAUGCAUCAUUCUCACCCAACAGAACACGAGCGUUCUGUCAUUUCUUUGAAUCAAAGACAUCAUUUUCCACUGACAGCAAACGGUUUUGGCGUCAUGAACUUCCACGAGCAUCGGGUCCCGUCCAUAGCCGAGUCAAUACCUGUUCGUGGAUCCUUGGAUGGGCUUCGAGAACUAUCGCUGAACCUUCGGCAUGUUUCGGAAGGCCGUCGUGAUUCCCCGUUGUGUCCGAGUAUUCCACAGCCAUCACCCGCUCCGCAGUUUAACGGCAGCCAUUUCUUCAUCCACAGUCAUCCGUUUUUAACUUCUCACCAGCAGCAAGAGUGUCUAACAAAUCUGCAAAACAAGGAACAGGCGAGGAAGGGCAGCGAAAGCGAGGAGACGAAAUACAAAUGCGAAAUUUGCAAUAGUUCGUUCACUCUUCAACGCCUUCUCAAUCGCCACAUGAAAACUCAUUCGUUCUACAAGCGUUACCAUUGCCAGUUCUGUACGAAAGGUUUCAAUGAUACCUUUGAUUUGAAGCGCCAUAUAAGGACACAUACAGGGAUAAAACCAUUUAAAUGCAGCCGAUGUGACAAGUCUUUCACACAACGAUGUUCUCUCGAGGCGCAUCUAACACGCGUUCACGGCGUGGUACAUAAGUUCGGCUUCCGCGAAAGACGCUCAAAACUGUUCGUUUGCGAGGACUGUGGUAGCACGUUUACGGAAAAUUCCGACUUUAUGAAGCAUCUGCAUGAGUUUCACCCCGAGACUGAGAAAAUCAUGAGAGCACGAAGAAACGGGGGAUUCGUUCCAAAAUUGAAGGGUGACUGUUAGUUAAGGUACUGUACUCAGAGAUAAAAGGCACUCUUUUAGUCAUAGAUUACCAUGAAGAAGUCGGUCUUAUAUCAAAAGAUACAUUUUGACAACAGCAGUCCUAAUGAAAAGAACUAUUUGGUGAAAUUCCUUACAUAUUCUGUUUAUUCUUCGAAAGCCAGUCGUCAAGGGUCUGUUUUUCUCAUAACCCGAGGCUUUUUAGGAAAAAGGGAUGUCGUGGAUUAAAAAUUCACUAGAUCACAGCAAUCAAAAAAAAAUUUAAUAAGCGGAAUGAAUGGUAUUGCGAAGUUCUUUGAUCAAAAUGUUAAGCAACAGUCGUACAAAACUUUGUUCAUUUGCAUCAAUACGAAGCGCUUUUAAGAAAACAAAAUUUAAUGUUUACCAGAUCACAGCGAUUACAAAAUAAUAAUGGUUUGGAUGACCAGAGGAAGACCAAAUGGAAAAUUAUUACAAAUAUGGAAUUGUAUACUAGCAAAGCUCGGAGCAAGGCUGAAAAAAGUCAAUUUAACUGGCCCUUUAAAGUAUUGAUGAAAUUGUUUUCUCUCGAGAAACGUUUCCCUUCAAAAUUACAUGUUCUUCCUCAGAGAGCUUUUUUCAAGAAGGCUUCACUGAAAUAGUGCGUGUUUGGUUUAUGUCGUUUACUUUUAAGGAAAAUAUGUUAAAUUCCGGCCUCUCAAUGUUCUUAUUAAGCUUUCGCCCUCGUUUGUUGUUGAAUUGUGUUUUUUCUGGUAAGCUGAGUUGAAAAGGAUUACCACAAGCUAGGGUUUUCUAGCACAGCUGUCUCUAAUAUUUUGACUAACUUUGUGACCAUGUCUACCUUGGAGAUGAUGGAGGGAGUUGGUUAUUUAGAAGCAUUCAGAUUAUCAAUAAAAAUAGAGUGCCUAGUUUUCGUUUAUCGAAAACAUUAAAACUUCUGCUUUGUAUCUAAGAAUAUCCUAUCACAGAUAGAUCAGUCGUAUUUAAUUAGCUUUGUGCAAUGUUAUAAACGAUAUUCGUAUCUGAGAAACAGAUGUAUAAAUGUUAUUCUCAACUGAAAUACUACAUUAGUUACACUUUUAUGAAUUCAUAAGCAUUCGUUGCGUUCAUUUACCGCCCAUGCAGCUCUUGUAAUCAUUCAAAACGUUUUUCCAUUCGUUUCUUCGCUCGUGAAAUUCGCCUCUUAGUUGCAUAACAUGUUAUAUAAUCGAGCCACUUACAUCGAAAUAAAUUUAUAUUCGUGAAUUAUUAAACAGAACAUGCAUUGAAAGGGCUGUUUUAUUUUUAACAAUUUUCUCUGGUGUUUUGCUCCACAUUUGUAAGUACAUCGUAAGAUUUCUCCUUGGGCAGCCAACUCCCCGGCAUAAUAACUAUCACUGAAGCCCUCGAGAGUGGGUGACCUAGGAGGGCUUGUGGGAGAAAUGACAGUUCGGUGAUUUGUGUAGGUGGUAACCGCCAGUCUCGAUAUCAUGUCGAGGCUAGUAUAGCGUCACUUUGUGCAAGAGAGAUUGAACUCAAGAAAUCGCUGCUAGGUGAUUGCAAUUAAAAGCAGUCUUUUCAAAAGUGAAGUGGGCUUCUCUAACUUAGUUGGAAUCAAUUGUAGGGCAAAUACCAUCUGCCUUUCAAUGUAACGUACGUGCCCUUAAUUCAAUACUUCUCAGAAAUUUAAAGGGGUUGUGUCAUCUCGUUGUCGUGGUAACCGACUGGAAUCCUUCGAACGACAGGUUUAUUGCUGCAUUCUGUUUCAAAGUUCGAAGGACAACCAGUCAAUAAUAUCCCCUCGUGCACUCCGAAUUCUCUGUAGAACAGCCAUUUCUAACCCUCGUGCCUGGCAGUUUUGUGUGCUUUUUUUUUCGCUGCUUCGCCGCCUGUAAAUUAAUCAAGCGCCAAAAAACCGCCAGCGGCACAGCUGAAGCAAUUUAUAACGAUCAAAUCCAAAGAAAUAUGUAGCGAACUAUGACACAAUUCCUUGAAGUUAUAGGACUCACCCAGAAUAAAAUCUUCUUUCAGAUCAAAAUAGAUAACAUAUUAGAGAGGCAAGCUAUAUCCAUGUUCUUUCCAAAAGAUAC
Molecule: messenger RNA, 7784 nt
Organism: Pocillopora meandrina
Lineage: Eukaryota; Metazoa; Cnidaria; Anthozoa; Scleractinia; Pocilloporidae
Source: the annotation of a GenBank genome assembly